This is a messenger RNA of Megalops cyprinoides (Indo-Pacific tarpon), 10751 nucleotides long. Its product is annotated as neuron navigator 2-like. Bases 141 to 7370 code for a protein of 2409 amino acids. The record is from RefSeq and is a predicted model, not a curated record. NCBI's taxonomy places the organism in Eukaryota, Metazoa, Chordata, Actinopteri, Elopiformes, Megalopidae. Gene Ontology annotation, biological process: neurogenesis; nervous system development. The transcript is spliced from 38 exons. Gene Ontology annotation, molecular function: protein binding; ATP hydrolysis activity; ATP binding.
CCAGCUGCUGAGCGUGUGUCAGUGCGUCUCUGUGUGUGUGUGUGUGUGUGUCCUCGCUGUCAAAUCUGCCUCUCUCUGUUCCCGGGUUCUGUGUUUCCACUCCCGGCCAGUAAAAAGUCCUUGUAAAGACGGGGACGAAGAUGCCGGCCAUUCUGGUGGCCUCCAAGAUGAAGUCGGGACUGCCGAAACCCGUGCACAGCGCCCUUCCCAUCCCUCAGGUCCCAGCCAGGACCCUUGUCCAACCACCCUGCACACUGAAGCUGGGAAGCAGCAAGCUUACCUACUCCAGCCAGAUCCCCCUCAAGUCCCCCCAUGGGAAGGAGAACGACGGCGAUGGGACACCCCCAAAAAAGAGUGCAGAGACAGAGAGCGGAGCAGACACACAGAUUUACACGGACUGGGCCAACCAUUAUUUGGCGAAGUCAGGCCACAAACGCUUGAUCAAGGACCUGCAGCAGGACGUCACUGACGGGGUCCUGUUGGCCGAGAUCAUACAGGUUGUAGCCAAUGAGAAGAUUGAAGAUAUCAAUGGAUGCCCUAAGAGUCGGUCUCAGAUGAUUGAAAACAUUGAUGCCUGCCUCAGCUUCCUGGCAGCUAAAGGUGUCAACAUACAAGGCCUGUCUGCAGAAGAGAUCCGGAAUGGGAAUCUGAAGGCAAUCCUGGGACUCUUCUUCAGCCUGUCGCGCUACAAGCAGCAGCAGACCCAAAAACAGGCACCCCAUCAGCAACACCACCACCAGACCUGCGCCCCCACCCAGCAGCCCCACAGCCAGGCUGGGCCCCCCUUGCAUGGGACCCCUGCCCAAACACAGGGCCCAAUGCACACCCCCUCAGCGCACACGCAAAAAGCACAAGCAGAGAUGCAGUCAAGGCUCCCAGGCCCUACGACGAGGAUGUCAGCUGCAGGCAGCGAAAGCAAGCCUCGUGGGUCAGCCAGCAGCUGCAACCGGCGGAGCCAGAGCUUCAACACUAUCGACAAAUCAAAGCCAGCCCCUGGAUCAGCCAGCGCACACAACAAAGAGCCAUCGGAGGGUGCCAGCACACAGAAUCCCGGGAUGACAGAGCGUGCUCCGUCUCCUGCGCCUAUCAGCACCUCCGCCAGCACCUCCACCAUUAGCAGCUCCUCUGCCACCUCUUCUGCCAUCCCCCAGCCUAACUCCGCCAGCAAGCCCUGGAGGAGCAAGUCCCUCAACGUCAAGCACAGUGCCACGUCUUCCAUGCUGUCUGUUAAGCAGGACCCCCCCAAGCAACAGCAGCAGCAGCUGGCCAUGCCGCCCAUGGAGGCCCCCCCGAAGGCCACCCCCACUGCACAGAAAUCCAUGCUGGAGAAGCUCAAGCUGUUCAACAGCAAAGGGGGAUCCAAGGCCGUUAGCACGGGGCCCCCAACAGACAGCACGGUAAUCCGAGAGCCAGUGGUGGAGAGGGUGGAGGCUGGCUCCAACACCGAGCCACUGGAGGAAGCGGAGGGUAACGCAAGGCCCUUCAAUGGAACGGGCACCCUCACCAGCAGUCCCAAGAUUGCCUUGAAGGGCAUCGCCCAGCGCACCUUCAGCAGGGCCCUGACCACCAAGAAGAGUUCCCUGAAGGUCACUGAGAAAGACAGGGACAAGCUCAAGGAGAAGGACAAAGCCAAGGAGAGCUCCAAGCGCCUGUCUGUCACUGAGAAGGCAGAGUCAAAGGAGGAGCCAAAGGAGGAAGUGACAACCAUCCCUGAGGUGGAGCCUAAGAAGACCUCCAAGAUUGCCAGCUUAAUUCCCAAAGGGGGAAAGGUCAGCAGUGCUAAAAAGGAGAGCUCGGUCCCAGCACACAGUGGCAUACCAAAGCCAGGGUCCAAGGCCUCUGGGGCAGGUAAAGCUUCUGGGGCGCCCUCUUCUGGGAAGGAUGGGGACAGACCUCGAAGCAUGAGGUUGGGUGGGGGGCUUUCCCUGCACAAGGGUCAGCUGGAUGGCAGGAACUCCAGCUCCUCUUCCAGUCUGGCCUCCUCAGAGGGCAAGGCUCACCACACCAACAGCGCUGCCCCAGUGGCCACAAAUGGAGCUACACAGUCCACAGCCAGCAACACUGUUAGUGUUCAGCUACCUCAGCCUCAGCAGCAAUACAACCACCCCAACACUGCCACUGUUGCACCCUUCAUGUACAGGUCACAGACGGAUGUGGAGGGGACCAUGAUGAGCGAGUCGGGAUCUGGAGCAGGGAGCACGGACCCUGCACCCCUCAGCAAGCCUGCACAGACGUCCGUGGAGGAUCUCACAGGGGAGGAUCCCGAAGCCAGGCGUCUGCGGACGGUUAAAAACAUAGCUGAUCUCCGGCAGAAUCUGGAGGAAACCAUGUCCAGCCUCCGGGGCACCCAGAUCACACACAGCACUCUGGAAACGACCUUUGACAACAGCGUCACCACAGAGGUCAGCGGCCGCAGCAUCCUUAGCCUGACCUCUCGUUCUGCUCCACUAUCGUGGCGAUUGGGCCAGUCCAGCCCACGGCUCCAGGCAGGCGACGCCCCCUCCAUGGGUAACGGUUACCCACCACGUGCCAAUGCCAGCCGCUUUGUAAGCUCAGAGGGUGGACGCUACCUGUACUCUGGCCCCCUGCGCAGGCAGCUGGUUGCCCGUGGCAGUGGCAUCUGUGGCACCGACCUGACUGAAAAGGCAGACGAGUUGGACCUGGAGGGCAUCAGCAUGGAUGCCCCAGGGUACAUGAGUGAUGGUGAUGUGCUGAGCAAGAAUGUCCGCACCGAUGAUGUAACCAGUGGCUACAUGACAGACGGAGGCCUAAGUCUGUACACACGGAGACUCAACCGGCUGCCAGAUGGGAUGGCCGCAGUCCGAGAGACCUUGCAGCGGAAUGCCUCCACGGGCCAGGGGGAUGCGGACAGCUGGGACGACAGCAGCUCAGUCAGCAGCGGGAUCAGUGACACCAUUGACACCGAUGACAUCAACACCAGCUCCUCCAUCAGCUCCUACGCCAACACACCUGCUGCCUCCCGCAAGGCCAUAGACGGACAGCCCCAAACAGACGCUGAGAAACACUCGGCUGUGGAACGCAACACGGCCUGGUCCAGUGACGAGGUCAAGAGAUCUGACGGGGGUUCAGACAGCGGGGUAAAGAUGGAACCUGGCUCCAAGUGGCGCCGCAACCCCUCUGAUGUGUCAGAUGAGUCAGACAAGAGCACCUCUGGUCGCAAGACUACGGGUAUCUCCCAGACGGGGUCCUGGAGGAGGGGUAUGACGGCCCAGGUGGGUAUCACCAUGCCCCGCACCAAGACCACAGUGACGACAGGCUCCUGCACGCUCAAGACCCAAGGCAGCGGGAAAACUGAUGAUGCCAAGGUGUCAGAGAAGGGUCGUCUUUCACCGAGGGCCAACACCAUCCAGCGUUCCCCUUCAGAUGCGGGGCGGAGCAGCGGGGACGAGGCCAAGAAGCCCUCAUCGAACACGGCCCGCACCCCUACCAACACCUUUGGCUUCAAGAAGCAGCCGGGCAGCAUGACCAUGAUCACAGCCAGCGGGGCCACCAUCACCAGUGGCUCAGCCACCCUGGGCAAGAUCCCCAAAUCUGCGGGCCUUGUAGGGGGGCGGUCAGGAAGCCGCAAGGCCAGCGUGGAUGGUUCGCAGCCUCAGGACGAUGGAUACCUGCCUGUCAGCGCCCGCACCACCCUGCAGUACCGCAGCCUCCCCCGGCCCAGCCGCUCCGGUGCUGCUGCCCGCAAUGGCAACCGCUCAUCCACCAGCAGCAUCGACUCCAACCUCAGCAGCAAAUCAGCCGGGCUCCCCAUGCCCAAGGUCCGCGAGCCUACUAAGGCAGCCAGCGGAAUUUCUCUCCCUCCAGCCAAUCAGACAGACCGGGAGAAGGGCGUGUCCUCAGACACAGAAAGCGUGGCCUCCUGCAGCUCCAUCAAGGCCAGCCCCACAGCUCCCAGCGGGGGCACCAUUGCACCACAGGGUGGGAGGCAACAGGGGACAAAGUAUUCUGAUGUGUCUUCUCCCACCCUGCGCAGGCUCUUUGGGGGAAAACCUGGCAAGCAGGCCCCUGUCACCACAGCAGAGAACAUGAAGAACUCGACGGUCAUCUCCAACCCCCAUGCCACCAUGGGCCAGCAGGGGGUGCUGGACUCACCCUCGGGCAGUGCAGCACCCAGCAGUGGGGGGAGCAGCCCCCUGUAUGGGGGCCGGACAGGCGGAGUGGGUGAGCCAGCCCACUCCUCACUGGCCUCCAGCCCCGGCUCGGCCUACUCCGCCCCCUCCAACAGCCUGACCUGGGGCACCACGCUCAGCAGCUCCUCAGCCGUCAGCAAGGAGGGCCAGGGCUACCCCUCUGUGAGCAGCCUGCACACCAGCUGCGAGUCCAUCGACAUCUCCAUGAGCAGUGGCGGUCUGGGCCAUCUUGGCCCCGGCAAGGAUGACACACUGUCAGCCUUCGUCAGGACCAGCAGUGUCAAGACAGGCAUGUCAGAGAGUCCCCUCUCUUCCCCUUCUGCUAGUCCCAAAUUCAGCCGAAACACUUUACCCCGGAAACAGGACAGUGACCUACGUCUCGAUCGAAACACUCUGCCCAAAAAGGGACUCAGGUACACGCCCUUGCCCCAGCUGCGCAGUCAUGAGGAGGCCAAGGAGUGGCUGCGCUCACAUUCCGCAGGAGGUCUGCAAGAUUCAGCCAGCAACUCACCUUUCUCACCUGGCUCCAGCCUCACCUCACCUUCUGGGACCCGCUUCAACUUUGGCCAGCUCGCCAGCCCCACCACAGCUGCACAGAUCAACCUGGCAAGCCUGCGCACCAACAGUCUGUCCAAUCAGGAUGGCACCUACGACCCCUACAGUGACUCCCGCCUUCGCAAUUCCUCCAUGUCACUGGAUGAGAAAACACGCACCAUGAGCCGCUCAGGCUCCUUCAGAGAUGGCUUCGAGGAAGUUCAUGGGUCAUCACUGUCGCUUGUAUCCAGUACAUCCUCAAUCUACUCAACGCCUGAAGAGAAAUCCCAGUCUGAGAUCCGGAAGCUCAGAAGAGAGUUGGAUGCUUCUCAGGAAAAGGUGUCUGCCUUGACAACACAGCUGAGCGCAAAUGCUCACCUGGUGGCCGCCUUUGAGCAGAGCCUGGGGAACAUGACGAUCCGCCUGCAGAGCCUCACCAUGACCGCAGAGCAGAAGGACUCUGAGCUGAAUGAGCUGAGGAAGACCAUUGAGUUCCUGAAGAAGCAGAACGCAGCAGCACAGGCGGCCAUCAAUGGUGUCAUCAACACCCCCGAGCUCACGUGUAAAGCCUCGGGCAAUGGGAUGCCCCAGGCACAGCCUGACCUGCGCAUUCGCAGACAGCACUCCUCAGACAGUGUGUCCAGCAUCACCAGCGCCACCAGCCACUCCAGCGUGGGCAGCAACAUGGAGCUGGAUGCCAAGAACAAGAAGAAGAAGAAGAACUGGCUGAGGAGUUCCUUCAAGCAGGCGUUCAGCAAGAAGAAGUCCCCCAAAUCUGCAUCGUCACACUCGGACAUUGAGGAGAUGACCGAUUCCUCCCUGCCCUCGUCUCCAAAGCUCCCCCACAAUGGCUCCGCCACCUCCAUGCCUGUGCUGAGGAACUCCCACUCCAACUCCCUGAUCUCAGAGUGCACGGACAGCGAGGCGGAGACCGUCAUGCAGCUGCGCAGCGAGCUCCGAGACAAGGAGAUGAAGCUGACGGACAUCCGCCUGGAGGCCCUCAGCUCCGCCCACCAGCUGGACCAGCUGCGGGAGGCCAUGAACCGCAUGCAGAGUGAGAUCGAGAAACUGAAAGCAGAGAAUGACCGUCUGAAAUCAGAGAGUCAAGGCAGUUGCAGCCGGGCCACCUCUCAGGUGUCCAUCUCCUCCUCCGCACACCCCCCAGUGGCCCUCUCUCAGCACAGCCUCAACCUGACCGAGUCCACCAGCCUGGACAUGCUGUUGGAUGACAACGGAGAGGGAGGUACACGCAAAGAGGGACGCCACGUCAAGAUCAUGGUCAGCAUGGAGGAAGACAUGAAGAGGAAAGAGGAGUGCAGGCCUCGUCACUAUCUGAUUGGCUGUAUCGGCGUCAGUGGCAAAACCAAGUGGGAUGUCCUGGACGGGGUCAUCAGACGCCUCUUUAAGGAAUACAUCAUCCAUGUAGACCCAGUCAGCCAGCUGGGCCUGAACUCAGACAGCGUGGCUGGGUACAGCAUUGGGGACAUCCACCGCACUGGCGGGGCAGAGACCCCAGAGCUGCUACCCUGUGGGUACCUGGUGGGGGAAAACAACACCAUCUCUGUCACUGUCAAAGGCGUGUCGGUGCACAGCCAGGACAGUCUGGUGUUUGAGACCCUGAUCCCCAAGCCCAUGUUGCAGCGCUACGUGUCCCUGCUGCAGGAGCACCGGCGCAUCAUCCUGUCGGGCCCCAGCGGCACCGGCAAGACCUUCCUGGCCAGCCGGCUGGCCGAGUACAUGGUACUGUGGGAGGGCCGUCAGCUCACCGACGGGGUCAUCGCCACCUUCAACGUGGACCACAAGUCCAGCAAGGAGCUGCGUCAGUACCUGGCGAACCUGGCUGACCAGUGCAACAGCGAGAGCCAUGCAGUGGACAUGCCCCUGGUAGUCAUCCUAGACAACCUUCAUCAUGUCGGUUCGCUGGGGGAGAUCUUCAACGGCCUGCUCAAUUGCAAAUACCAUCGAUGCCCCUAUAUCAUCGGCACAAUGAACCAGGCAACAUCAUCAACUCCUAAUCUUCAGCUCCACCACAAUUUCAGGUGGGUGCUGUGUGCCAAUCACACAGAGCCAGUGAAGGGCUUCCUAGGCCGGUACCUGCGGCGGAAGCUGAUUGAGACGGAGAUCAGCAGCCGCAUGCGGAAUGCGGAGCUGGUGAAGAUCAUUGACUGGAUUCCCCGUGUAUGGCACCAUCUCAACCGCUUCCUGGAGGCUCACAGCUCCUCGGACGUCACCAUUGGGCCACGCCUCUUCCUGUCCUGCCCCAUUGAUGUGGAUGGCUCCAGGGUGUGGUUCACAGACCUCUGGAACUACUCCAUCAUCCCCUACAUGCUAGAAGCUGUCCGAGAGGGCCUGCAGCUGUAUGGGAGAAGAGCGCCUUGGGAGGACCCAGCCAAGUGGGUGAUGGACACGUACCCAUGGGCAGCCAGCCCCCAGCAGCAUGAGUGGCCCCCGCUUCUGCAGCUGCGCCCUGAAGAUGUGGGCUUUGAUGGCUACUCCAUCUCCCGAGAGGGAUGCCACAGCAAGCAAGUUCCUCAGAGCGACACAGAAGGAGAUCCUCUGAUGAACAUGCUCAUGAGGCUCCAGGAAGCAGCUAACUGCUCCAGCCCCCAGAGUUAUGACAGCGACUCCAACAGCAACAGUCACCAUGAUGACAUCCUGGACUCUUCACUGGAGUCAACAUUGUGAUUUGGCCCUCAUCAAAAAAAGUUGUUUUUUGACAUCCCACUCCCACCCCACCAUAUCUCCAAAAAAGAUGACCAAAUGACAAAAACAACACAGAGAAUCUGCAGAGAAGCAGUGAGAACGAGCCACUUUAAAUUGUUAAAUCUGUUGAAAACGCAAUGGGUGCAGGUAACCCAAUGGAGAAAAGUCUUUUCUAAGUUAAAAAAUGAAAAAUGAAACUGCACUACUCUAUUUUUACAAUGUGUUUGUAAAAGGCUUUUAGUAGCCCCUGGUGUAUGAAGUUAAAUGUACAGGAACAAAGUAGCAUUUGAAACUGUGGAGCAAGUAUUAGUGCCAUGCCCUAACCAUCCAGCUUAAGGAACGGCUGCCUGUGCUACUGUGACCAAACCACCCUGCUAGUGGCUGGACUUCCAAAUGCUUCCUACAAUGCUCUCCUCAGCUGCAGAUGGUGCUACAAGCUCUACAUCCUGUUGUAUUGUGUAAGACUGUGACCACCACCCUAAUCUAUCCUCUCGCUUAACCCAGCUCCUCAGGCCUUUCCUACACUCUGAGGCAGGCAGGGUCUGCUAAUUUUAACAGCUUCAGUACUCUGAAAAAUCCAUACCUGCAGAUUAGAGGCUGAUGUUCUGUUGAGGCUUCAGGAAAAUUUUUUUCAUACUGUCUUUGCACAGAAAAACAUCUGCGUUUUAAGGAGCCACUUUUGCUCUCAUGAAGACAUUAUACGAAGUGGCAAGACUGCCCCUGUGGUAAAAGCCAUAGGCGGAGUUUAGUUUGAGCUUGGGGGUGGGGGGUGGGGGGGUUGCAGGGCCAACUGAUGAGCCACAUGCUCUAGUAGAUAUCCAUAAUUUAGAAUGUAACAUGAAACUCCAUGAAAUGUUGACAGGACCAUCACCCCUCAGUGUUCUCAUGCCAGAUGCAAUAUUGCUGUGCUUACAUCUCUCAUUAGUUGUCUGUAAUAACAGCGUAGGUGUUAAGGUGCUCUAGCACUUUGAGGUUGACAGGUUGUAUACAUAAUUGUUUCUUACCUCUGCCAUGAGCGAUUCUAGAUUGGAAUAAUGUGGCACCAAUCGCUUUCAUGAACAAAUUGCAAAAAUUACUGUAACACUGUAGUUAAUCAUAAUGCUAAUUAAUAGUUUAAUUAAUAUUAAUAUUAACUAAUUAAUACUAGUUAAUACUUAAUCAGUAAUGAAUGUCACUGUCCUGUUUACAGCACUCCAGCCACACCACAUACAUUAUCAUUAAAGAUUGUGUUGAUGUGGCUGAACCAUAUGAAAUAUGUUUCCAGGAUUUGCAUUGUGGUUCAGUCAAAUGCAUGAAUUUUCUGGCUGUGAGGACAUAGAUAUUUAUUUAAUGUUACUAAGGUUUAAACAUGGGUGAGUGUAGGUGGAACAGUAAUGCAGUUUUUGGUGAACGUAAUUAAUCUGAAGAAAGUGAAAUGUUAGGUGCCUGACUGUGAAUCGGUCUAGAUAUAGAGUAGCCACAUUACGCUGACAAAGUCCUUAUAACAUGAUAAAUAAAUGGCUGAUGUACUGAGACUGAGAUAUGUGUGAUAGUUGUGCCACUUGCCCCCCUCACCACAAAAACCAUCAAGCUCCGCCUAUAGGGAAAGUGCUUACAGUUUGGACUGAUCUGUUUUCAAAAGUUAAGCAAUUUGAACUGCUUUUCAACCAAUGGUGGCACGAUCUCUCAAUAUACACACUUAUACCCAUUCCAUUACUUCAGGUAUGGUUUUGACUCCUACAGGCAUAAAACUCCACUGUAGCACUUUUUUUUCAUAUGUACAGUGUGAUAGCAGGAGAAAUCUGCAAUGUUUCUCCAACAAUGUGCAUUCUCUCUAGCAAGCAGUACAAGCUUUGAUGAACAUCUUUUUGGUGCUGAACUUCAAAACGAUGCCUUACUUCUUUUGUACUAAUUGCAUUUUUGUGCAUUAUGUGCCGUUUUUCUUAUUUUUUUACAUUUAACUACAGGGCUGUGACAUCAUCCCCUUUGAAUCUGCAGAGACUGGGUAGAUUCAAAGUGCACUGGCGUUUGUUCAUGAUAUCAAAGGCUAAUGGCAUGUCAUUGCAAAGAAAAGGGAAGGCAAUGUUUUUUUAUUUUGGAAACCAUAUCACUUCUUUGCUGCUAGGUGAUAGUAAGAUGUUUCCAAGAGUUUUGGCAAUAUAGUCAAAGUUGGCUUUGGACUCAAUAUCAGCACAAGAAAUGCAUGAAUACCAGUCUAAGGCAGAGAGAAAGAAAAGAGAAAACGACAAAUUGUUCAGCUUGGUGCUCAGUCAGUGCCCCUUAUAUGAUGUACUGUACAGAUUUCAUAGGAAGAUGAGAGAAAAUACCAUGUUGAUAAAAGGGUUUUCCCCUAUACCUCAUGCGCCUUUAAACUUUAUGCCAUUGUCCAGCUUGUUCUGUUUUAGAUUGUUUUCUAAAACUGCAAUUGAAAUGUAUCACUGCAUGAAAUGUGACAACUGAUGUAUUUGCUGCUUUAAGUAAGUUUAUUUAAAAUUAUGGGUGGGGGAUGUAUGUACUUCAUGUCAUUGGUUUUUUUUUCUUUGUAGUAUAGAAAAAUUGGUUUCUUACAAAGAUGAUUAUGGCAAUGAAACACUUUAAGGAAUCUGAAAUCUGAGAAGUUCUGAAAGGGUCAGAGGAACCACAGUGCUUUGAAACUUACACUGGCGUGUCUAGUAGUUCUCUCCAGAGCAUUAACAUUAGGUCUAUUUGCAUUAAGUGUAAAUGGAAUUCUCAACAUUGCUUUAUUUGAGAGACUAUACUCUAUUCCCCUUUUGAAAUUUGCAAGAUUGUGCUUUCAGACCUGCUCUUGUUAGUAUGAUGGAUGGAGUCAGUUGUUUUUCUCACAAUGCUUUCAUUACCUGUCAAUGUUUGAGCUGUUCAUUUUGAGUGUUCUUAGUUAUCAAUUCUAUGCAACAUUCAUCUUGACUUUUAAAUGGAAGCCAAAUAGUUUCCUAGUGUUUUCAGUACUGCCAAGAAAUUGUACAGCAAGUAAAUAGAUGUGUGAAUAAUUUUUUGGGUCUGUAUUUUAACUAGCAUUAUCUGUGCGUUUGAGAAUUUUGUUUGUUUCAGUUGAUGCAAGCACAAAAAAUGUUUGGUUGUUUGUCAACUUGUGAAUUUUUUCCCCACAGAAGUUUGGAUGUUGAACUUUUCUGGAAGGUUGCUGUUGAAUCUAGUUGUUUGUGGAAGUGUCUGUCAAUGAAUGUGUACUUUAAUAUGUACAUUUUUCUUUGUAACAUAAUGUAAAUAUUUGAUUACAGUGCUGCAUUUUGAUGAAUUUUUUCUAGCCAUUUUUAAACAGAACUAGAAAAUAAGUAUUUUAUGUACAGUCCGCUUUCACCCACAUCAAAUUCAAAUUUGUCAUGAAUAGUCCAUCAAAGAUCAUGA